Brienomyrus brachyistius is the source of this 5259-nucleotide messenger RNA. It is a transcript of the gene gli1, whose product is annotated as GLI family zinc finger 1. The record is from RefSeq and is a predicted model, not a curated record. The transcript is spliced from 14 exons. Bases 385 to 4635 code for a protein of 1416 amino acids. Gene Ontology annotation, molecular function: RNA polymerase II cis-regulatory region sequence-specific DNA binding; DNA-binding transcription factor activity, RNA polymerase II-specific. Lineage: Eukaryota; Metazoa; Chordata; Actinopteri; Osteoglossiformes; Mormyridae. Gene Ontology annotation, cellular component: nucleus. Gene Ontology annotation, biological process: smoothened signaling pathway; regulation of transcription by RNA polymerase II.
GUUUCGGGGUGGUCCACGGAGUCUGAGAAAGAGAGAGGGAAGGAGAGAGAAAGAGAGAGGUCCUUUGCACAUACUUCUUACCUCGACUUACGGGACUCGGUUAGCGAAUGUGGCUCGCAUUUUUUUGCACUCAUCGCCGGUUUCUUUUCCCCCCCAACUUCGGGGAAAGUUUUCAAGGGAGCGGGAUCCUAACACCAUAAGGCGGAGAGCGUAACUGAGGAGGAUCCAGUAAGGUUGCGGCGGGACGCACGCCGUCUUUUCUCCAAAAAUUCUCUCCGAGAAACCUGAAUUUCCUGGGAUCCAGUCGAGGCCAUCAACAGAUGCAGAAGAUAGCAACUCUCAUCUGAAGGGCUCAACGGUGCAAUCCCACGGUGCCUGGCACCAAUGCCAGAGGGCAUGCAGCCGCACCAAGGGCUGUGCCACUAUGAGUCUCCACCUCACCAGCCAUCCAGAGGCUUGGCGCCGUCGGGAAGACCAACAUACAGCGACAUUUCCACGCUGCGGGCACUGCCACACAACGGGCAGCCCCAAGAUGGCCGCACCUUGUACCCCCUGACCCCUAGCAUGACCCCAGGCUCGUGCAUGGACCCCUACAUGCGGCCCAUGCACGGCCACCCCUCUAAUGGCAUGCUGGGGCACCGCGGCAUGCAGGCCGCUGAUGGAGGUAACACUGGGUCUUGCUGCAGCCAGAACACCCUGAUGUCCCACAACAGCUUCUCUCUGGGCCAGCCGGGCUCUGAGAGCAUGGGGGCCGGCGACGGGUCCCGCUUUUCCACGCCACGCUCCAUGCUGAGGCUGAGCAAGAAGCGAGCACUGUCCAUCUCGCCGCUGUCCGACACCAGCGUGGACCUGCAGACCGUCAUCCGCACCUCGCCCAACUCGCUGGUGGCCUUCGUCAACUCGCGCUGCGGCCCCAACAGCGCCGGUUCUUACGGGCAUCUGUCGGUGGGCACCAUGAGUCCGUCUUUAGGUUACUCCAGCUCAGGAACCUACCAACCCAGGCCGCAAGGGAACACGUUCAACUCGGGCACUCCCCUGGGGCACCCGCAUGGACCGUGCCACCCAGCUCCUCCUCGGCUGGUGCCUCACAAUCCAAGGGUCCAUGUCUCUCCAAAACACUGUCACAUGAAGACCGAGCCGGUAAUGGGCAGCGUGAUGGACAACUUGAGCGGGAAGGGCUUGGACGACAGGUCAGAGGGUGACGUGGCCAGUCCAUCCUCCACUAGCACCCAGGACCCGCUCCUAGGGCUCCUGGAGGGUCGCGAGGAGCUGGACAAGGAGGACGGCAAGCCUGAGCCAGAGGCGGUCUAUGAAACCAACUGCCACUGGGAGAGCUGCAGCAAGGAGUUCGACACCCAGGAGCAGCUGGUGCACCACAUCAACAACGAACACAUCCACGGAGAGAAGAAGGAGUUUGUGUGCCACUGGCAGGACUGUUCGCGGGAACAGCGCCCCUUCAAGGCGCAGUACAUGCUGGUGGUACACAUGCGGAGGCACACGGGCGAAAAGCCACACAAGUGCACGUUCGAGGGCUGCCACAAGGCCUACUCACGCCUGGAGAACCUGAAGACCCAUCUGCGCUCGCACACCGGCGAGAAGCCGUACGUCUGCGAGCACGAGGGCUGCAACAAGGCCUUCUCCAACGCCUCGGACCGCGCCAAGCACCAGAACCGCACGCACUCCAACGAGAAGCCGUACGUGUGCAAGAUCCCGGGCUGCACCAAGCGUUACACGGACCCAAGCUCCCUGCGGAAGCACGUGAAGACAGUGCACGGACCAGAGGCUCACAUCACCAAGAAGCAUCGGGGUGACAUGGGUCCCAGGGCACCCGGCUCCAUGCUGCCCUCCAGUGGCCAAUGUUCAGAACUGCACCUGGAGAAAGAGGAAGGCCGUAGGGAGGACUGCAAACUGCUGGCUCCGGAAGUUUCCCUGAAGUCCCAGCCAAGCCCUGGGGGACAGUCGUCUUGCAGUAGCGAGCGUUCACCACUGGGGAGCGCCAACAACAACGACAGCGGAGUGGAAAUGAACGCCAAUCCCGGAGGCAGCCUGGAGGACCUGACGGCCCUGGAGGACGGGGGAGUGGGCGGGGCUGAGGCCGGUGGUCUCAUCGGGAUGUCGGGAAUGGGGAUGUCGGCCCAGGCACUGAAGCGGCUGGAGAAUCUGAAGAUAGACAAGCUGAAGCAGAUCCGCCGUCCCACGCCACCCGGAGGACGUGGCGGGACCUGCAACAACAAGCUGCCUGCGCUCACAGCUCCUGGAGAUCUACUUGGGAUGUGCCCCCCCCCAUCCAUGCUGUCAAACCGGCGUGUGAUGGAACUGUCCAAUCCAGAGGCGGGGGGCAUCCCGGGGGGCAUGGCCUGCCCACCCAACGACAGGCGUGGCAGCGGCACCAGCAGCCUGAGCUCCGCCUACACCGUGAGCCGCCGCUCCUCCAUGGCCUCCCCAUACCUUUCCAGCCGCCGCUCCAGUGAGGGGUCCCAGGUGGGCGGUUUGCCGGGCCAGAGCCAGUCAGAUCCCCUGUCCCCAGGGACGGGCCGCAGGACGGGGCCAUGUCGCGAGGGCGGGGGCCUGCCGGGCCUCCCCAACCUCACCCCGGCGCAGCAUUACAGCCUGAAGGCCAAGUACGCCGCAGCCACUGGUGGGCCACCUCCCACUCCCCUGCCCUGCAUGGAGCAGCCGCCCCCCCCCAGGGCCGUGGGGGGCUUCAUGUCGGAGUUCCAGGGCCAGCCAAUGCCACCAUUCCUCCACCAGGGCGCCCCCCGCAGGCACAGCACCAACACCGAGUAUGGCACCGGGGUCAUGUACCCCCACCAGGCACCGGGCAAUGGCGUGCGGCGCGCCAGCGACCCCGCCCGUUCUGGAGGCGAGCCGCCACCCUUGCCUCGGGUCCAGCGAUUCAGCAGCCUCAGUGACGUGGCGGCGGCCGCUGGCCGGCGAGGGGGGGUCGGGCUGCAGCACGGCGGCUCAGACGGCGCUGUCGCCCGCCGCAUGUAUUCGCCUCGGCCACCCAGCAUCUCCGAGAACGUCCUGAUGGAGGCCAUGGCUGUGGAGAUGGCGUCCGGCGAGGGCCCGUAUGGCGCCUUCCAGCAGGGCCCGUCUACGGCGUUAUCGCCCGGCCAUGAGGGCACUGGCUGCUCUGAGCAGGUCUACCACAUACCAGGGCACUAUCAGCGCCGGCACGGGGGUGUGGGCGCCAUCAGGGGUGGCCCUUUGGGGCAGGCGGAGGUGGGGCAGGCCGAGGCAGCCUCCAACAGCCUCCUGCAGCAGGCCGAGUAUAGCAUGAGCACCUGCCAGCUGAGCCCGUCUGGGCCACAGUUCACCAGCCGGGUCCAAAUAGGAGAGGGCAUGGCCACCCCCUGGGGAGACCCCGGACGGCCUGCCGUGGACCAGCCGCCCCUGCAGUACCAGGGCCAUGGGAUGCAAGUGACACCAGGGCCCCACUACGGCCAGCCCGGCGCGUUCAGGAACCCCUCUUCAAGCCAGAAGCCGGCCAUCAAGCCCGAGCAGCACUACCACCCAUCCUUAGCCGGCCCAAACUCCUGCCAGAACCAGGGUCCGGCCCAGGCCUAUGGGCAGCAGCAGCCAAGCCAUUCCAGCUGCGAGAUCCAGCCUCCGUUAGACUCCCAACAGCACCCGGGCUCCUACCCUGGCUCAGGGGGGCUGAGCCUGGGCUGCACCGGGGCCCCCCUGGGCGACGGUCACCGCUCCCAGACGCCCAUGAUGCAGGUGAAGGAGAUGAUGGUGCGGAAUUACGUGCAGUCGCAGCAGGCCCUGAUGUGGGAGCAGCAGCAGGAACAAGGCGACCCAGACCUCGCUAGCAUUGCCGGGAAGACCCUCCAGCAGCCCGGCCUGGCGGACAGCAUGCAGAUGGGUGGGCACAUUCCCAUGAUGCAGCACAGCCCCCAGCACCAAUCUCAGGGCCUCUACCCCGGCACUGGCUACCCAGCCUACCCCAACCAGAACCUGAUGAGCCCGGGCCCGGCGCAGCCCAAAGACGCCCUCCUGAGCCCCUGCUACGGCCCCAACACACCGAUUCCGCGCCCCCCCCAGGGCCGGAAGCCUCUGAGCCGUCAGAACAGCCUGUCUCAGCAGUCCGGGCCGGGAUACCUGGCUAGCCCGCCUAACCUCAGCCCAGCCAGCUCCUCAGUGAGCCCCCGCAGAGGGGUGCGCCUCCCCCCUAUGCAGCAGCAGCUCCAGGCCGACAGCAGCGCCAUGUACUACUCGGGCCAGAUCCACCUGCAGCCGGACCUGAACAAGCAGCUGGCCCAGCAAGCCGCCCAAACCGGAACCUGCCUCAACCAGCCGACUCUGGGGGUCCUGGAGACCGAGGCCAGGUCGGCCUCCCUCUCCUACCCGGAGCCGGCACCCAUGUCCAACGCCCUGGAUAACCUGGACUUGGAGAAUGCGCAGAUCGACUUCGCCGCCAUCAUGGACGACCCCGACACAGCGUCAUACAGCCCCCUCCCCCCACUGCAGGGUCCUAACCCAUCCUCAUCCCAGACCUCCUCACGUCUCACCACGCCACAGACCUCCCUCAGCCUCUCCGCCGGGCUCUCCAACAUGGCUGUGGGUGAUAUGACCUCCAUGCUGACCUCCCUGGCUGGGGAGAACAAGUACCUGAACACGUUAACUUAGAGAUGGACCAUCAUAGCCACUGGCAAGGGGACACUAUACUUGGCUAGGACUGGCGGAACAUUAAAGACAAGGUAAACCAAAGGUAGAGAAACACUCCCACUGGUACUGAGGCCUUGAGCAGAGGAGAUGACUCAGAGGUACCAGUAAGAGGGCAGCAGCCUGCCUCUUUCUAGCCUUUUCACCUCAUUCUCACACUGCCUCGAAGCAGUGAGUCGGUUGCCAGUAAGUAACUGGACAUCCCUCGCAGGGGAGGAUUGCAGGCGACGGUGGCACUGAAAGCUUAUAUGCUUAGAAGACAUAUGUGUUUGAAUGUAAAUAAGGUUUGUUUGCUGUGCAUGUGUCGACAGCGAGAAGCAGAGCCGUGUUUCCUGCGCAUUUCCUGAGGGAACGGCAACGCUUCCUCGUGCCUUUUUCGUUAUUUAGCGAAUUGGAAAAAAGAUAAACUUUUAUCAUGAAGAAUAAGCACGGGCUGACCGCAGAGCGCUGGUAAUCACACCCGAUAAGGUAACGGCUUAUCAGCAUUUGACACAUUCGAGAUUCUUCGCCGUCCUCACGCAGAGAUGGCGAGCACCUGCUUGCCUUCGUCAGUGCUUUCAGGCUACAUCGCCUGUUUCGGGGGGGUGG